Messenger RNA from Momordica charantia (bitter melon), 2194 nucleotides. RefSeq names its product DNA repair protein recA homolog 3, mitochondrial. Gene Ontology annotation, biological process: DNA repair. Gene Ontology annotation, molecular function: ATP hydrolysis activity; ATP-dependent DNA damage sensor activity; ATP binding. The record is from RefSeq and is a predicted model, not a curated record. Lineage: Eukaryota; Viridiplantae; Streptophyta; Magnoliopsida; Cucurbitales; Cucurbitaceae.
GAAAACUCAUACUAGGAGAGAGAGAGACACAGCAACAGAAAGAAUCAGAACCCUAAAAAUGGCAGAGCCCAGUGGUUAUAAUUAAAUUGGGCCACUCUCUUCUUCUUCUUCGCCUUCUUCGUGUUUCUGUUUCAAAUUUAUACUCGCUCGUGCAUAUGGGGUGUAGCAACUUCUCUUGUUGUUCAGUUGUUAUUUAUUCAACUUAGCUCUCCUCCAUUUUUUAUUGUGGAGUUGCUCUUUCUUUGCUGCUGGGAGGAGGUUUUAAAGAGGUUUAAUGGCGAGGCUUAUUCGAAGUGCGUCUUUUUUCAGACGCUCCCUUUUCCACCACGAGCAGGGCUUCAGGAGAGGCAUAUUGGGAACGUCUACUCAAAUUUGUAGUUUUUCUACCAAAGGUAGAAGAAAGUCCAAGUCAUCAGAUGGGAGUGAUUCUUGUGAAGAAAAUUUGUCUAAGAAAGAGUUGGCCUUACAACAAGCCUUGGAUCAGAUAACUUCCACAUUUGGGAAGGGUUCUAUCAUGUGGCUUGGCCGCUCUGUAGCAUCUAGACAUGUCCCUGUGGUUUCCACUGGUUCUUUUGCUUUGGAUAUAGCACUGGGAGUUGGUGGCCUUCCUAAGGGUCGUGUAAUCGAGAUUUAUGGUCCAGAGGCAUCUGGAAAGACAACUCUGGCUUUGCAUGUAAUUGCUGAAUCUCAGAAGCAAGGAGGUUACUGUGUCUUUGUUGAUGCAGAGCAUGCUCUUGACCCAGCCCUCGCUCAGGCUAUAGGAGUGAACACUGAGAAUCUGCUUCUAUCUCAACCUGACUGUGGCGAACAAGCACUUAGUCUCGUGGAUACCCUAAUCCGAAGUGGUUCAGUUGAUGUUGUUGUUGUUGACAGUGUAGCUGCUCUCGUGCCGAAAGGUGAACUUGAUGGCGAGAUGGGUGAUGCUCACAUGGCAAUGCAGGCUAGACUCAUGAGCCAAGCACUCCGCAAAUUGAGCCAUUCUUUAUCACUGUCCCAGACUAUAUUGAUCUUUAUUAAUCAGGUAUUAUUUUGCGUUCGAUUGUCUAGAAGUAUUCUGCAAUUUCUCAUGCAAUCAUCUAGUGGCACUGCACUUGGAAACUGUAUGUCUCUUCAGGUUAGGUCAAAGCUAUCCACUUUUGGGGGAUUUGGCGGGCCAACUGAAGUUACCUGCGGUGGCAACGCCUUAAAGUUCUACGCCUCGAUGCGGCUAAACAUUAAAAGGAUAGGUCUUGUCAAGAAGGGGGAAGAGACAUUGGGAAGUCAAGUUCAAGUUAAAGUCGUGAAGAAUAAGCUCGCUCCUCCCUUUCGGACUGCUCAAUUCGAGCUCGAGUUUGGAAAGGGUAUAUGUAAGGAAUCAGAAAUUAUAAACUUGGGGUUGAAAUACAAAUUCAUGUCCAAGGCUGGUGCAUUCUAUAGCUUUAAUGGACGAAGUUUCCAUGGCAAAGACGCCUUGAAAACAUUUCUGGCUCAGAAUGGAGAUGCUAGGGAAGAAUUAAUUACAAAACUUCGGGAUAAACUACUGGACAUGGACAUGGAUAAGCGAGGGAACGGAGACGAAACAGAAGAAAGUGCUCGAGAAGAUAUCAUUUCACCCGAUUCUACGGACGAAGAUGCAGUUACUGCCGUAGAAGUAUAAAUAUGUGAAUGCCAUGUCCAUUCAAGCUGUGUCUGAAUUUCACCGGGUGCGAAGUUUUGGGUCUUUGUGGUUUACUGAUGGGAGGCGUUACCCUUGUAAAUAUUAGACAUUUUCGCCGACGAUGAAAUGUAGAAAAUGGAGGUGUUUUAGAGAGUCAGAAUACCAGAGUAAGGAUGCUCGUUUGAAACUCCGGUGCGUGAUGGGUUGCUAACUACAGCAAGUACUACAAGAUUUUGUAUUUACAGCAUGACCGAUUUGUUAGUCUUGAGUAGCAGUAUUAUUGAUCAGCUUUUGCUAUUUACCAUCUCCCUAAUCACAUCCUCUGGUUUAAUGGUUGGACAUUUUUACAAGAUAUACAGAUCAAACUUGAAGAAAUUUACGGGUUGUGGAAAGUCAUUCUGUAAUUUAUUUGUAUUCCAACGUCUAUUGGGCUGUAAUUUAAUCACUCAUUUCUGGAAGUAGUGAAGCUUUUGCCGAGAUAUGAUAAAAGUUUUACAAUCAGCUUUUGAUGGACUCGUAGUUGUGAAAUUUGAUAUGAACAAAGUUUAUGACAGGAUA